CAAUUUUCUAAAGAUUUCUUGAAAUCUUUGGUGGUUGUGUUAUGUCAUCUGUUUGCCCGCCGUAAACUGCAUAAAAUGUUGUUACGUCGUCACCAUAGUACAUCCAAAGUUGUUCUCGACAAUUUACCCGCCAUGUUUGAAGCUGGUCUUGCGGAGUACAACAAGAAAGUUCAUGACGUAUUUGAUCUAUAUCUCCGCACAGUGGCUGCUCAUGUGUACGACACUUUGGGAGAAGAUGUGACGUUACCAUUAUCUUCCACCAAAUCAAUUUCAUCAGAGAAUUAUCAAUUCAAUUCACCAGCAGUGACAUUGGAUGAUAAACUUCAAUCCGGUGCUCAGCCGUAUAAAGCAUGUUCAGCUUUUGCAGCAUUAUCUGGCAAUACUGAUAAUCGACUGUAUAGUUCUCAGGAUCUUAUUUCAAAUAUUCGUUAUCAGGUAAUAUAUGACUCGGAAAACUGUAGAUGGGUAGGGAUUCAACUACGUAAAAAAUACAAAUUCGACGUUUCAAAGGAAGUCCCUUAAUUCGUCGGGAAGUUAGUAGCGAAGGCCCUUCGCUCGAAACGUCGAAGUUUUACUGUGGUGUUUUUGUCGCUACCUGCGCUGGCACAGAACGCUCGAACGUAUGACUUUAACCUUCUACUAGAAAUCGGAUGCGUUGAUGGCCCGUGCUGUACCACAUGCGCUUUGUUAGAGCAAGUUGCAUGUAUAUCAAUACGAAAGUCAUCAAUACGCGUGUCUAGAUGUGUACCAGCUGCACUGAUGACUGCAGAUUGUACUACAGGGUGUCCCCAAAAAAGUCCCUUUUGUUGUUAAACGUUAUACCUCUGGGAAUUUAAAAUAGCUUCUAAAACGAACAGCAACACAAAAUGUCAAAUUACAAAUUCGUCUUACCGUCAGUUCGAGUAAGAAUGGUUCUACUAACUACAGAACAACGUGUAUUUGGCGCACAGAAUAAAGAUCCAUACAGAAGGGCCACUUACGUCGGAAGCUUUGAAGUUUCUGUCCUCGCGCAUGUCGCAUUAUGCAUGUUGGCCGCCAUUUUCCUAGCCAGUCAAUGACAUUUCCGGCCAAUAAACACGCUGUACUGGCUGGCUGCUCCGUCUUCUGGCCAGUAAACGGCAUAUUUUUGCAUAAAAAAAGAGGACACGUUGCACCGCCGAGUGGCCGUUCUGUUACUGAUCUUCAUUCUGUGAUUUGGCGAACAACUUAUACAGUAAAUACUUCCGGAAUUAAGAGAAGUUGUAACUGCUUCCACAGUACAUGUACAAUUAAAUUCCCAAAGGUAUAAUAACGCACAAGAGUGAUUUCUAAAGGGGGACUUUUUUGGGAGACACUCUGUAGCUACUGUAUAGAUCAUGCUAACGUGCAUGCAUAAACAAUCACAUAAUAAUAAACAUCGUGCAUCUCGCGCUUAAGCCUAGUUUCCAUUUGGUCGUUAGUUGUCGCUGGCACGACAAGCGGUAGAUGUGAAAUAGUCUAAUAUCAAUAGUCUUUUUGUGUGUUAUAUGCAAAUCAGUUUUAAUGAUUGCAGAGUUUUAUAAAGUUUUGUUGAACUCUAUUACAUCAGCCACUUGUCGCGCCAGCGACAACUAACGACCAAAUGGAAACUAGGCUUUAGAGGUCGACUGGUCGAAGGUUUUGACCUUCAAAAACAACCUUAAUUGAAUUAGCUGUAUAUAUGAUAUGAGUUUAUCAUAUAGGUUCUUGAUGAAUUGGCAUAGACCGUUAUUUGUGGUCAUAGUAAUCAAGUAAUUUCUAUAUUUGUUCAGGUAUACACAGAUGUUAAAGUGGUGCCAACUCUCGAAGUUGAUGUUGACCUCAAUGCUUACGCUUACGACUUCUUCAACCAUGGUAACUACAAAGCUUUAAUACAAGAAAACGGAUUAAUGCAAGGAGAUGCAUAUAAUUUACUGAAAGAUUUCAUGUUAGUUCUACAAUCAAUUUCUGUCUCGCUCACUGAGUUAGCUCCCAAGGAUGGUGAUGACGUCGUCGCAGCUUUCACACAGCUUGCCCAAGAAUUUCAGUCAAAUUUUGCCGAGGCUAACUUCAACCAUUAAAGCGUCAUGGUAUAGUGCAUGUAAUAUACAUUUCGAAUACUUUUGUACAAACAAAAGCAUUCUAUUUAGGGGCGGACCAUUUGAUUUUUGAGGGGGGGGGGGGGAAAUACAAUAUAAUUUAAAUGUAUUACCCCAACCCUCUAUUAACCCCCGGGGUUGCUUAUAUUUUUCAGGCACGCUUGAGAGAGGGGACUUAUUGGAGAAGGGGGGAGGCUUAAUGAUUUUACAAAAACGCAGCCAAUAAAAAAAAACGCAGCAAAUUAACGUGACAUUCAGCAUUAAUAAACUAUCAUUAAGCAUUCUAAUCAUUACACACCUGUUUCUUCCAUUCUUUGUUUGGAAAGAAGAGGUGGGUCUUAAUGAAGAGGUGGCUUAAUAACGUUUGCAUGAAUUCACUUGAUUGGCCAUGAACUUUGGGAAUAAUUGCCAUUUAGAGAGCGGGUUUAUUUCAGUGUGGAACUUAAAGAGGAUGUAUGGUAAACCGGUAUAGACCCCUUCGAUAAUUACGUCACAUAUCUUGUUUUGGUCUGGGAGCCUUGCUCUCAUGAAUUGUGAGCCAAUCACCAUUCAUCUUGAAACAUGAGAAUGAGGCUCUCAGGCCAAGAUGAGAUACGUGACGUAAUUAUCGAAAGGGUCUAUUGAAAACCUACAGGUCUUCAAACCAAUCCAUUAUGUCGGUCCAACAUCGUCCUAUACAUUGUAGAAUGCAACAUUGGGACUGUUUGAAAAUUAUGUUUGGUAAUGUUGAAAGGUGCUAAAUCAUGUUUGACAAUAGGGCCAUUUAUACGGAAUAAAAUAAGUCGCGACUUACAUAAGACGCGUCUUAUUUAAGCGGAAUUAUCGUAUAAUUGGUUCUUUAUGGCUCUAGUCUAAUUUACUUAUUUACUUGCUAUAGCUAUAAUGUUGUUUUGGUUGUUUUUAUUUUAAUAUGCAAGGCCAAUAAUUUUACGUUGUUUCAAGUUUUGGGCAUGUGUAGUUAGACUUUUUAUCCAAAAUAAUUUAUUUAAAACGCGACUUAAAUAAGAACAGCUAAAAAUCGUGUUCUUAUUUAAGUCGCGUCUUAUCCAAGACGCGUCUUACAUAAGAAUUUUGUACCUUUUAUACGACAAACUCGCGUCUUAUUUAAGUCGCGACUUAUUUUGUCUCGUAUAAAUGGCCCUAAUGUUGGCAGUGUUGGGCUUGUUUGAAUGGUUCGUAACGAAGCAACGAGUUAAUGAAAAUUCAAAACUUUGCCUGAAUUAAAAAGAUUUAAAUUGGCUGUGUAUUAUAACAAAAACGUAAUUUGUAUUCACCAUGACAAUUACCGAUUAUAGAAUAUAUAGGUAUCACUAAAGCUAGUAUACAUAUUUGAUGAAAACAAAUUUAAAAAAUUAGUUUAGACUUUAGUUUGUAUGAAGCACAGGGAGCCCAGGCAUUGAUCUGUGUUAGUGUUGUAUGUUUUCAGUUUAUUUAUUUUAGUGUCUUUAUAUUGCCUUUUAAAUUAAUUAUAACACUAAAUUACACUAAUAUGUCAUAUAAUAAUAAUACUCCUAUAGUCGAACAUAUAAUAACAACAUAUAAGUUGAUUUGUAUUUGUAUGUUUUUCAGUUUAUUUAUUUAAGAUCUAUUAUUUAAUAGCUUAUAUAAAAGCACCGCCUUUCGAACCUGACAGCCCGUUCGCAGGAUACACGCAGGAUUUGAAAUGGGGGGCACUUUGGGGCACUGAACUAUAUAUAGUUCACUGAUGGGGGGCGGCAACAAUAUAAACUAUUUCAGUGCGAAAUAACGCGUGUAUCCUGCGAACGGGCUGUCAGGUUCGAAAGGCGGUGCUUUUAUAUAAGCUAAUAAUAGAUCUUAAACAAAUCAACUUAUAUGUUGUUAUUAUAUGUUCGACUAUAGGAGUAUUAUUAUUAUAUGACAUGCAUAUUAGUGUAAUUUAGUGUUAUAAUUCAAUUAAAAUGCAAUAUAAAGACAUUAAAAUAAAUAAACUGAAAAACAUACAACACUAACACAGAUCAACGCUUGGGCUCCCUGUGUAUGAAGUACUUUUAUAAAUAAAAAAAUAAUAAAAACAUUACUAGUAUAUAAUAAGUAAAUAAAUUAAUCUAACUCGAUAUUGUACUUAACAGUUUUGUAAUAAUUUAUGUUUAAUUAAAUAAACGUUCACCCGAGAACGGAGGAAUUUGAGACGAUUUCUUCCUGCGCACGGGACACAUAAAACUGGACGAAUGUGAGCAGCAUGCUCUUGGCCUUCCACACGCGGGUUACACGUUGUCAUGAAUUUACCGUUGCAAAUUCCUCCGGCUUCGCGUGAAUUAGUCUCAUAAUAUAUAUAGAUCUAUAAUGACGCGAAAGAUUACUUUAUAGUUUAUACAAGUUUAUACUAUUGGUGGAUUUCACUGAGAACUAUCUUGCGGCAGUUUAAUUUCCAUCCAGGCUCAGUUCUGUCAGUGUAGUCCACAUUUCUGAAUGACUACACUCUACUGCCCUCAGAAAACACUUUCUGAAAACCACCAAUUCUUGAAUUGUAAUGUUCUGUAUAAGCCAAAAUACUAUUAAGAUUAUUAAUUAUUUUAUUAGAUUCACUUUGCUGAAAUUUCCCAGGGGUGAAGUUUAUGAUAUGCUCAUGCAUUGUAAAAAAAGAACUCGUUUCGAAGAUAUAACAAGUGCAAUAUGCCACGUUUUCCCCCAUAUGGCGCCAUCUUGACCCUUUUACGAGUUACAAGGAGUCAAGGACAACGCAAUUGCUCAAUUGGUAAUGAAUUUUUUU
Paramuricea clavata is the source of this 4806-nucleotide messenger RNA. NCBI's taxonomy places the organism in Eukaryota, Metazoa, Cnidaria, Anthozoa, Malacalcyonacea, Plexauridae. The record is from the annotation of a GenBank genome assembly.